ACUGGGCACAAAUGUGACCAAAAUUUAAGUUAUUAAUGGUGACUUCAUUGUUUUCUCUGGGCUGCAAACGAAUAAUAACUGCACUGUAGGUCCUGGAUGGAAAAGCACAGGUGCAACUCAUAACAUCAGUAAUGACUGCUAUUUGAGGCAGUGCCAGUGCUCUGGUAUAGUACAACAGUUUUAUUUGUCACACCUGUGCCUUGCCUGUAACAAGUCAACAUGGAAGUUGUUGUCUAUUUAACCUAGUUGAAUUAAACAUUUUACUUUGAGGGAUGCAUGAUCCCAACUAUGACAUAACCACAAGCUAAUGUAUGUUAAAAUACACACUUUUAUGUUGCUAGAGCUUAUGCAUAGCAACAGUGAAUAUUCUAAAUCAAAUCAGAUGCCUUCACACAUGAACAAAACUUGCUUCUUAAUGCACAUACAGUAUGUCUCUGGUCAUGUGCACCAGCUGCUGGGAUUUUACUGUAGUUUUCCUUUAAAAACAGCAGAUGGCACACUGACCAUCUGGCCUUCUGAUCUGGAUCUGGUUUAUUAAGAAGGAGGGCCCUCUUCUAAGGAAAAUCAUUAGAAAUCUUUCACCAGAUCUGUUUGUUGGUGGUCUCAAACAUUUGCACAACACGUUUACGUUCCGAGUGAAAAACCGGAGAGGUCCAUUACUGGUGCAAAGCAGUGCGGAGAAACCUGAUCGCCCGGCAGAGUUCUGCAGGAUUUCGUACCCGUGUGCAAUAUUUUUCCAGCAAGUUUAGAAACUGUUUAACUAUAUGCACUUUUUAAUUUUAAAUCUGCUAAUUAGUGUGCGCAGCCGCUUGUGUUUGCAGUGAGAGGAAGGUGACUUGUUGCAGGAUUUCUUACUGUUCUGUCCGCUGCCGAUCAGCCAUUGUGAACGUCGGAAAGGGGCAAGGACUAGUUCAUUUGCCCGCUGGCUACACUGUUUUCUGUCUGCAUGAGGAAACUGCUGUGUGAACACUUGGAUGAGCCAUGAGGCUGAUGUCCCUGGGUAAAUCGGACUGCCUGCAACCAGGAAUGGAUUAGUAUCAUCUUGAUUUUCGGAGGGUUUGUAAAUGCGCCUUUACUGUAGUUGCGUAUUAAACUUUUUCGGGGUUUCUGAUCUGCCGCCUCCAAAAAUGAGCAGAUAGCUCACUUGUUGCGGAGCUGGUGAUUUAAAUGUAAGAGGAGAAGGAAAGAAGAAAACCGUCCAGCACUUUGUCCUGUAUCCCUGCCUGCUGGAGGAAGCUGCACGGCUGUUUUUCUUCAUCACUCCACAACUCUGUGUCCAUCUGGAGACCACAGGCUGUAGAUGAUGAAGAAGAUGGCAUCCCAACAAGCCUGGACACAAAUCAUAAUCACAUCAGCCUCUUUAUUCUCCCUGAUGCUGUGCAGCACUGUGGCAGAUGUCCCAGAAGAAGAAGGCUUCAGUGCAGAGACGUGGCUCCGUACGUUUGGCUACCUGUCCCAGGCGAGCAGGCAGAUGUCCACCAUGCAGUCGGCUCAGAUUCUGUCCAAAGCCAUCAGUGACAUGCAGCGUUUCUAUGGCCUGGAGGUGACCGGUGAGAUGGACCCUGCCACUGUUGCGGCCAUGCGUCGACCUCGCUGCGGCCUCCCAGACAGAAAAGCAGAGGAGAUAGACGAUGGAGCGAGGAAGAAACGCUAUGCUCUCACUGGACAGCAGUGGGACAAGGACCACAUCACCUACAGUAUAAUGAACCAGUACAUCCCCUCCUCGCUGGGAGAGGAGAGGACUUAUGAUGCUAUCCGCAAGGCCUUCGAUGUGUGGAAACGAGUCACACCGCUCACCUUUGAGGAGUUACCUGCUCUACGCAGCAUCAGCAACAGCAGCCAGGCAGGGCUCGCUGACAUCCUGUUGUUGUUUGCCUCUGGUUACCAUGGUGAUAUGUCCUUGUUUGAUGGCGAGGGGGGAUCGCUGGCCCACGCCUACUACCCCGGGCCAGGAAUAGGAGGGGAUACACACUUUGAUGCAGAUGAGCCUUGGACACUGGACAACCAAAACCCACAAGGUAUAGAUCUCUUCCUGGUUGCAGUUCAUGAGCUUGGCCAUGCUUUGGGUCUGGAGCACUCAGACAACCCCAGUGCCAUAAUGGCUCCUUUCUACCAGUGGAUUCACACACAUAACUUCACACUGCAUGAAGAUGACAUCAAGGGAAUACAGUACAUGUAUGGUCCACCUCUCGUCACUGAUGAUCCACCCACUUCUCCUCCCACCCUUGAUGACGAUCCCGACGAUGAACCCCCCACCUCCUCCUCUCCUCUGGAUGAUGAGCCCACCUCCUCUUCUCCCACGGACACCCCGCCUGAAUCACCGAACCCGACUGAUGAUAGCCCGGAUCCCCCAGCUUGGCCAGUACCUACCUCGCCUCCCGUCCUCCCCACCUCCACCCCCACCAAUUCCCAGCCUGAGCCAGACCCUGUUACGCCGCCCGUUAGAAAAGAUGUCCCCCCUCCUCCACCACCACCCCGGCCCCCUGCUCCUCCCCGGCCUCCCAAGCAGCCGGACAACCAGGCCCCCAACAUCUGUGACGGGGACUUUGACACGGUGACCAUGCUGAGGGGGGAGAUGUUUGUUUUCAAGGGUCGCUGGUUCUGGCGGGUGCGCAGGAACCGGGUCCUGGAUAACUAUCCCAUGCCAAUAUCUGUCUUCUGGAUUGGUCUGCCCAGUGACAUCGACGCAGCAUACGAACGCCACGAUGGCAAAUUUGUCUUCUUUAAAGAUGAUAGAUACUGGGUGUUCAGGGAGGCUGAUGUGCUGCCAGGAUACCCACAGCCCUUACACGAGUAUGGACAAGGAGUUCCUGCACACAGCAUCGACACAGCAAUCUGGUGGGAGCCCAACGGAUUCACAUACUUUUUCACCGGAGACAGGUACUGGCGAUACAAUGAGGAGACAGGGACUACAGACCCAGACUUCCCCAAACCAAUCAACAGAUGGGGCAGAAUCCCUCCCUCACCCAGAGGAGCCUUCCUCAGUGAUGAUGGCGCUUACACAUACUUCUACAAAGGCAGCAAUUACUGGAGAUUUGACAACCUCAAGACGGAAGCAGAAAAAGGCUACCCUCGCUCCAUCCUGAAGGAUUUCAUGGGCUGUGUGGGGGUCCCUGACCCUUCGCCCGACACAGACUCUGAGGAGGAACCAGAAGACAAACCUGUCAACCCCUCAGACAGAGGCAAAGACAAGCACAAAGAGCCGGACAGGGGCCGGGACAAAGAACUGGAGGAAGACAAAGACUCAAAGCCUGACAGCUCAGAGGAAGAGGACGACAAAGAGGUGAACGUGGUGGUGACAGUGGCCGACAACGAAUCAAAGGUCAUGACCCUGAUCAUGGUGGCUGUUCCACUGGUGCUCAUCCUGUGCAUCCUCAUCCUAGUCUAUGCUAUCCUCAGGACUGUGCAGAACAAAGAGACGCCGAGGGCCUUGGUGCACUGCAAGCGGUCGUUGCAGGACUGGGUGUGAAGAGUUAGAACUGAUGGAAGCGGUAUUUAUCAUUUAUCCGGUGCAGUCGCUGGCAUUAAAAUACGACUCAUGGCAGUGGUGGAAAGAAAGCUUCAACACAGUACUUAGUCUCAGAAAGCCGAUGAGGAGUUACCUCACCAUUUUGGGCCCCUUGCUUCAUUGUGAGAAACUUUUAUAGCUUGAUGUGAAAUAAUGCAGGAGUUGUUAAGGUUGGAGCUGCGGUGCGUUUCUCCCUGCUGGCCUCAAUUUCAGUCCUGACACAAGUUUUUCUCCUGUGCCUUCCAAAUGUCUGAAAAAGUACCCCUAUGUCAUAAAAAUCACAUUUAUUUCCAUCACACCAUUGCAAAAAAACGGUGUGUCAGCCACUUUAGGUGUACUGUAAAAGACACAUGACACAUUAGGAAUGGCCGUUUCUAUCAAUUCUAAUAGUGCAGAUGAAGGACAGGAUGGUUUAUUUGUAGUGUCAAUGCAGACGAAGUCAAUAAAGCACAUACAUUAUAUAGAAGCAAACAUACUGUACAAUACAUACACACGAACAUGAUUGCUUAUAGCCAUAGACAAGUCUUCCAUAUGUUUGACCAACCUUUACAUAUUUCUUUCUGUUUAUAACAGAGAAUUUGCACUUUUAAUGUUCCUUACUCUGUUUUUUUUGUUUUUUUUGUUGUUCGUUUUGCUGAGGUUGCUCCACUGCAGACAUGUGCGUGAUUAUUAAACACACAGACACUAGCAGGGGAAGCUCGUCCUCCGACCAGCGAAGGAAUGUCAGACAGCUGUGUGCGUCCAUGACCGCUCGUCUCCCACUGAGCCCAUUAUGUCUGCCUUCUCUCAUACACACAUGCACCAACACAUGUCACAUGAUCUCAACCCCCCCCCCCCCGACUGCGCUCACUUGUGCAUGCAUGUCCACAUAUGCACACACACACACAUAAGAGACCACUUACUUAAACAAAGGCACAUAUAGAGUUUUUGCACACAGACAUGAGGGCUCCAGCCUCCCCUCCUCCCACAACAGCCACAAUAACUGUUCAGACUGCACCACUAAAAACACAACCCCAGCGGAGGCAUGUUGAUAUACGACUGGUGCCAGCGCCGGGAUGAAAUACAAGAGGGAAGUUUUAUUCACUUUUAACGAGAAGAAUUGAGAAAUAUUACUUUUUUUUUUCUUUUUUUUUUUUUUUUUUUUUAACAAAUUGUAAAAAGUCAGUCUGUGAAGAGUAAAAACAAGCAGUAUGUGUCUUUCUCUGCCUCACUGUAUCCCCUUUUUUCAUACUAAAGCUAAAUAGAGUCAAAUAUAAUUAAGUGUACAAGGGAGAAGCCUGCAGGCUAGAGAAGAAUGGGGUCGAGGUCUGGUUUCCAUUAAGCCCACAUGUUGCUGAUUUAGUAGUGUCAGGCAUGAGGAAGGGGGGGGGGGGGCAGAAAAAUGUAAAAGAAGGAGGAGGAAUGAACGUGGUGGUGGAGAGUGAGGAGAAGGAGGAAAUGAGAAAGAGAAUGAGAUGAGGAGGGAAAGAAAGAAACUCAGAUUGAGGAGGGGAUAGGGAGGCCUCUGCCAGCAUUUCCUCUGCAUUAUUCUUUGGAAAAGGAGGAGCGAGGGGGAAAGCAGGGGGAGAACAGCGCUGGCGUUGUGCCUCCUGACCUAGAUCGGCCAAAGUCCGCUCCUUCUUUUUCAACUUGUCUUGUUUUCACUCUGCUCGUUGUUGUGAGCUGAAGAUGACUUCCUCUGCAACCCCCUCCUCCCUUCCUCUUCUAUCUUUCUGGCCACUCCCUCUUUUCCUUUAGUUUUUCCAUUCUCAGUCUUGUCUCUUUUUUUUUUUUUGUUUCCUUGCUGUACCUAACCCCCCUUCUGUGUUCUCAUAUGUAUUAAUCUUCUUCUCACCUCUUCUGGAAAGUAAGCUCAAACAUUUUACAGAUAAUUAAUGCACAUCCUUCACAUUUGCAGGAUGUGAUGUGUGUUUCUCCUCCCACUAUCUAUAUGUCUGUCUGUCUUUACCUCACUUGUCUUAGUGUAAAGCAAUAAUUCACAUUCUACCACCAGUAACCUUUGCUUUAUGUCGGUGCCUUUACAUUUCGCUUACUUUGCCUAUCGUAUGUUUCAUUGUGCCUUUUUUCUGUGAAUAUCGGGGGGCAUUUUUUUGUACUACAAAUAGCAUGAGGGAAAGUCUUUUUUAAAUGCUUUUCUUCCCUUUUUUAUUCUACUUAUCAUUUGUAGUUUUGUACAUUUUGUUUCUGUUCUGGAUUUUGAGGAGAACAGCAGUAGAUUAUUACGACAAUGUUGAUGCAUGCAGGGCAUGUUCUGUAAGGCCUGUGCACUCCUGUGUAGAGUACGUUAAAGAUUUCACAAUAAACUCACAGGUUAAAGCAACAUAUGUCUUCUUG
Messenger RNA from Thunnus maccoyii (southern bluefin tuna), 5842 nucleotides. RefSeq names its product matrix metallopeptidase 15a (gene mmp15a). Gene Ontology annotation, molecular function: metalloendopeptidase activity; zinc ion binding. Gene Ontology annotation, cellular component: extracellular matrix. Gene Ontology annotation, biological process: extracellular matrix organization; collagen catabolic process; proteolysis. The transcript is spliced from 10 exons. NCBI's taxonomy places the organism in Eukaryota, Metazoa, Chordata, Actinopteri, Scombriformes, Scombridae. The coding region runs from base 1301 to 3469 and encodes 722 amino acids. The record is from RefSeq and is a predicted model, not a curated record.